Molecule: messenger RNA, 2364 nt
Organism: Neolamprologus brichardi
Lineage: Eukaryota; Metazoa; Chordata; Actinopteri; Cichliformes; Cichlidae
Product: interferon-induced, double-stranded RNA-activated protein kinase-like
Biological process (GO): eiF2alpha phosphorylation in response to endoplasmic reticulum stress
Cellular component (GO): cytoplasm; nucleus
Molecular function (GO): ATP binding; double-stranded RNA binding; eukaryotic translation initiation factor 2alpha kinase activity
Source: RefSeq, a predicted model, not a curated record
CUAAUGUGCGACAGAUAUUUGGAGUUGGUUUCGACUGCUCUGUUACCACGUAGGGGAGGACGAAGAAACCGAAACUUACCGACGCCUAAAGUCAGCUGAAUCGAAACACACAACGGACAUACGCUGAUAUACCCGGAGAAGGAAGAUGGAAGUGGGGACGGGAGCAGUACUGUGAGCUUUGUGUGCUCUCGCCGGGAUUUUAUUACAUUUGCCGAGUCAUUAAUGAUGGCAACUAAAAACUACGUAGCUGAACUAAACGAGUAUGCGCAGAGAAAUCGCUUGAAGCUGAAGUAUGAGUACCUUGGCUCUGACGGCCCAGACCAUAAUAAAGUAUUUAGCCAGAAGGCGAUCAUAGAUGGUAAAGACUACCCCAAAGGUGUGGGGAAGACCAAAAAAGAUGCAAAGGUUAAAGCAGCUGAAAAUGCUCUGAGGUGCCUGCUGGAUGGUAAAUGUCAGGACUUGACAGAAAAUGCAGCAGAAGCUUCUACAUCAGCUGAGACAGAUAUCAACUUCAUAUGCUGGCUCAAUGAAUAUGGCCAGAGAAACAGGUUGACUAUAAAGCCUAUGGAGACAACAAGACCUGGACCAAAUAAUGCUAUCCCGUGGUGUAGCUUCAUGGUUGGUGAGAAGGAGUACCCAGCAGUCUCUGGGAAAACAGCAAGAGAAGCUAAGGAGGAAGCAGCCAAGCUUGUAUAUGACAUAAUAAAUGGCAACAAAACUACAGAUACUGCAGAUGAGAAUCACAGCGAUGGAUCAGGUCAACAAAGUGAGGACUGGAGUGAGAAUGUUUUUGAUCUGUGUACUACAACAAAAAACCUGACCGUGAACUCUAAAGACCCCAGCUCAGUGGAGACAAAUUACAUAGGACUUGUCAAUGACUACUGUCAGAGAGAAAACUGCUCCUAUACAUUUGUUGAUGAGAAAAUAUGUGGCACACCUGAUAAACGUCAAUUUUUCUACAAAUUACGGAUUAACAACACGCAAUAUCCUGUGGGGAAGGGGAAGAGUAUCAAAGAAGCCAAACAAAGUGCAGCGCGACUGGCCUGGUUUGUUCUUCAGGAGCAGUCAAGCAAGGAGGAUGCCAAAGACAAGAACGUGGGAAAUGGCCAGAACGAGAUGCCAACUGUAUCACGGUUUACUUCAGAAUUUGAACCCUUGGAGCAUCUUGGUAAGGGGGCCUUUGGUUCUGUUUACAAAGUAAAAGAUAAACAGUUGAAGAUAGAAUAUGCUGUGAAGAUCGGCUGCUAUAAAGAAAAAUCUCUUCGAGAGGUGAGAACAUUAUCAGACCUCUUCCACCGUAACAUUGUUAGAUAUUACACGUUCUGGAUGCAGGAUACUGGAUACGAGUGGGACCUUAGAGACAGUUAUGACAGUUACGCUUCUUCACACACUGCAGAUAACCCCGAGACAAAGUUCCUGUAUAUUCAGAUGGAGUUAUGUGCCAAAAACACACUGAGAGACUGGAUUGAUGAGAAGAAUAAAGAGAGUGUGCAAAACUUGAAGCGAAGAGAAGAAAGUCUGAGAAUUGCUCAAGAAAUAGUUUGUGGAGUCGAGUAUAUUCACUCCAGGAACCACAUCCACAGAGACCUUAAGCCUGCAAACAUCAUGUUUGGAGUGGAAGGAGAAGUGAAGAUUGGGGACUUUGGUCUGGUCACCAGUGAUGAUGAUGAUGAAGAGAGAACAGUGUGCAAAGGAACUCCUUCUUACAUGGCUCCUGAACAAAGGAGUGAGAGGAAGUACGACAGAAAAGUGGACAUGUUUGCUUUGGGGCUGAUAUUCUUUGAACUCCUUUGGAAACUUUCUACUGGCUCAGAAAGAGCAAAGAUUUGGCCUGACGUCAGAAGGCAGAGGUUCCCUGAAGAGUUUUCAGUGACUUUUACCAAAGAGAAGCAAAUUAUUAACUCAUUGCUGUCUGAGAAACCAGAAGACCGACCUGAUGCCAGUGCCGUGAAGGCAGAGCUUGAAGAGUGGACUCAGAUAUUCAACUCACACAAAGCAUCUCACCAGGAAAAUCAAACUGUCUGAUAGUCACAAGAGAAAAGUUUCAAAAGUCACAGGAACCUUUGCAAAUCUGUCUUGUUGCAUCUGCUUAAUGAAAUGAUUUGAUGUACUGUGUAAUAUUAUGUUGGGUAACUGUUAACGUGCAAAGUUAAUAUAUGGAAGAGGUCACAUCAUGAAUCCCGGCUAUUUCAGGGAAGUUUGUAUUGGAUUUGGAAAUGAAACAUGAUAUCAUGAUUUUAAAUCAGUUUCCCGGUAUAGGUCGUCACUUUGUAACUGUUGUUAAUCUGCUGCUGUCCUGAGGAGGAGUAACUGUGAUGCUACAUGUACUUCUGGUGGAUUCAUGUUGAAUGUCAGAGAUAAAAA